AUGGAUGGUGAUUCAUGGAGCAAGUGCUGCUCUGGUAGUGCAUUGUUUGUCUUCAAUGGUGUCGACUUGGUGUGUGGAGUGGCGCUCAUCGUCUACAGUCUGUACAUUGGACUCAAUGGCUACGCUCCGGAAUGGCUCUACAUGCCGAUUGUAGUAGUAGGAAGUCUAUUACUUUUGUCAGUAUUAAUGAGCUGGUGUGGAGCAUCCAAUCAGAGCUGCUCUAUGUGUCUAUCAUGCUCGUCGUAUCUUUUGAUUCUGCUGUCUUUGGCGGAAUUGGCAUUGGGAGUGGUCAUUUUGACUCAAGGAUCAAGUAUUGAUCGAUUCUUACAACAACAUCAACAAGAACUUCAUCUCACCGAUGACCAGCUGCAUCGUCUUGAGAAUUACAAGUUUAUUCCGGCUUAUGGAUUAUUAGCUCUAUUUAUGAUGGAAGUAUUGAGAUUUUGUUGCAGUAGUGGACUGUAUCGAUUGAGACGGAAAAGGACAUUUCAAGUAAAUAUGCAGUGCUCAAGGACAAGUACAAGAAAAAAUACGUCGCUCGGGAAGCUGGACGUGAACGAGAACUCGAAACAAACUGAUGCAAUUUACAUGGAAAGCGAGUGA
Molecule: messenger RNA, 603 nt
Organism: Peronospora farinosa
Lineage: Eukaryota; Oomycota; Peronosporomycetes; Peronosporales; Peronosporaceae
Source: the annotation of a GenBank genome assembly